This is a messenger RNA of Oppiella nova, 345 nucleotides long. Lineage: Eukaryota; Metazoa; Arthropoda; Arachnida; Sarcoptiformes; Oppiidae. The record is from the annotation of a GenBank genome assembly.
GGAAAGACUAGUUGUAAACAAAUAAUCGCAGAGACGAUGUGUCCUCAACUCGACUGUCCUAUCAAUGAACAGUUCACUCGAGAAGACCAAUGUUGCAGAUUCUGUGCUGGCGCUGACUUUUGCAGUGUAGGCAAUGAUUGCCAUUCAAACGCAACCUGUCAUAACCUGCACACAGAAUAUAUCUGUUCUUGUAAUAAGGGUUUCAAAGGCGAUGGAAAGGUAUGUGAAGAUCUGAACGAAUGCGAUCAAAAAGGAGGCAAUGAUGGCCAUCAUUGCGGACAGAAUACGAUAUGUGUGAACACAUUAGGCUCUUAUAAGUGCGAGUGUUUGCCCAGCUUUAGACGA